AUGAACAAAUCUCAGACGUGCCUGCGCUGCCGGGCCCUGAGGCCGGUGACGAAACCGGUACACGCGACGCGCCGCUUCACCGACGUCAAGCGACCGCCCACGGCGCCGAAACCGGUCGUCGACAUCAAACACAUCCGCCAGAACCCGGAGCUGUACGAGCUCACCUGCCUUCAGCGAAACUACAAGCGACAGGCCGAGCACCCGGCCAGGAUCCUAGCGCUUCACUCGCGAUGGCAGGAGCUGCAGCGGCAGGGCAGGUCGCUGCGCGAAAGAUCGAACCUGCUGAGGAAGUUUCUGGCGAAUCCUGCGACGAGCAGCGGCGACGACGACACCGUCGACCUGAGGGACAUGACGCGCGAGCAGGUCCAGGACGAGGCCAGGACCCUCAAGGCUGAGCUCUCGGGUAUCGAAAAGGGCGAGGUCGAGGCCGUCGCCGAGAUGGAGGCGCUCGCACUCGAAAUGCCCAAUCUGACGAGCGACGAGACGCCGACGGACGAGGCCAGGGUCCUCAGCUACAUCAACCAGCCGCCGAGCUUCGAGGAGUCGCCCGAGAACACCUUCUGGCGCUCGCACGUCCACAUCGGAUCCGAGCUGGAGAUUCUCGACUUUGCAGGUGCCGCGACGGCAUCCGGGUGGGGAUGGUACUACCUCGUCGGCGAGGCAGCCCAGCUCGAGCAGGCGCUGGUGCAGUACGCGCUGGCCGUCGCCACCAAGCACGGAUGGACCCAGGUUUCGCCCCCGGGCAUGGUGUACAGCCAUAUCGGAGCGGCCUGCGGAUUUCAGCCGCGCGACCAGAACGGCGAGCAGCAGGUCUACACCAUCGCCCAGUCCCCCGCCGACGCCGCCCGCGGCGUGCCCGAGAUGUGCCUCGCCGGCACGUCGGAGAUUCCUCUCGCCGGCAUGAAGGCCAACGCGACCGUCGAUGCCGAGGACCUACCCAUGAAGCGUGUCGCCGUCUCUCGCUGCUACCGUGCCGAGGCGGGCGCGCGCGGCGCCGACACGAAGGGUCUCUACCGCGUGCACGAGUUCACAAAAGUCGAAAUGUUCGCCUGGACCGCCCCGGACGAGGUCGAGGUCGAAGACGUGUACCAGGAGCUGCUCGAUAUCCAGACCGAGAUCCUCUCCUCCCUCGGCCUCUACUGUCGCGUCCUCUCCAUGCCGGCGACGGACCUCGGCGCCUCGGCCACGCGCAAGGUCGACAUCGAGGCCUUCUUCCCCAGCCGCCAGCAGCACAGCGAUGGCUGGGGGGAGGUCACCUCGGCCAGCAUCUGCACCGACUACCAGACCCGCCGGCUCUUGACCCGCACCCGCUUCCAGGGCAAGAUGGUCUUCCCCUACACCGUCAACGGCACCGCCCUCGCCGUCCCCCGAGUCCUCGCCGCUUUGCUCGAGGGCGGCUGGGAUGAGGAGACGGGCACCGUCGCCAUUCCGGAGUGUCUGCGGCCGUGGAUGGAUGGCAAGGAGACCAUCGGGAGAAAGCGAGGGGUGAGGGCGACAAAGAGCGAGCCUGAGCAGGCCUGA
Molecule: messenger RNA, 1521 nt
Organism: Drechmeria coniospora
Lineage: Eukaryota; Fungi; Ascomycota; Sordariomycetes; Hypocreales; Ophiocordycipitaceae
Product: putative mitochondrial serine--tRNA ligase
Exons: 1
Coding region: 1-1521 (506 amino acids)
Biological process (GO): mitochondrial seryl-tRNA aminoacylation
Cellular component (GO): mitochondrion
Molecular function (GO): tRNA binding; ATP binding; serine-tRNA ligase activity
Source: RefSeq, a predicted model, not a curated record